CUCUCGCCAGCUGGGAGUCGCGCGCUGCCCACCUCGCUGCCCAGGCCCCCGACGCCGCGGCAGGAGCCCCCCAAGAGCGCGGGAAGCCCCGUGGACCUGGCGCUCCCGGCUCGGGCGUGGACGGGGCGGGCGCCGGGGCGGGGCGCGCGUCCUCGCGGGUCUGAAUGGAAGGGUCGAGGUCGUCGUCGGCGGCGAGCAGAUCCUGAAGCCAGAACUCCACCCCGGCGCCCGCGCCAUGCGGCGGGAGAGGUGAGCGCGGCGGGCGUGGCGUCCGUGCCGGGGUGCCCGGGGUGCCACGGGAACGGCGAGGCCGGGGACACGCGCGCAGGACGCCAGCGGCGGAGGUGCGGCGCCCCCCACCCGCGUCGCCGCCAUGGAGGUGCUGCGGCGCUCCUCGGUCUUCGCCGCCGAGAUCAUGGACGCCUUUGACCGCUCGCCCACAGACAAGGAGCUGGUGGCCCAGGCCAAGGCGCUGGGCCGGGAGUACGUGCACGCGCGGCUGCUGCGCGCCGGCCUCUCCUGGAGCGCGCCCGAGCGUGCCGCGCCGGUCCCGGGACGCCUGGCUGAGGUGUGCGCGGUGCUGCUGCGCCUGGGCGAUGAGCUGGAGAUGAUCCGGCCCAGCGUCUACCGCAACGUGGCGCGUCAGCUGCACAUCUCCCUGCAGUCUGAGCCUGUGGUGACCGAUGCGUUCCUGGCCGUGGCUGGCCACAUCUUCUCUGCAGGCAUCACGUGGGGCAAGGUGGUGUCCCUGUAUGCGGUGGCCGCGGGGCUGGCCGUGGACUGUGUGAGGCAGGCCCAGCCUGCCAUGGUCCACGCCCUCGUGGACUGCCUGGGGGAGUUCGUGCGCAAGACCCUGGCAACCUGGCUGCGGAGACGCGGCGGAUGGACUGAUGUCCUCAAGUGUGUGGUCAGCACAGACCCUGGCCUCCGCUCCCACUGGCUGGUGGCUGCACUCUGCAGCUUCGGCCGCUUCCUGAAGGCUGCCUUCUUCGUGCUGCUGCCAGAGAGAUGAGCUGCCCACCUGGCAGUGGCCGCAGCCUGGCCCUCUGGGCCCAACGCAGGAGGCCCUCAGCACCCGAACACAUCUUCCUCCUCCCCACCCGAGCCUGGAGCACUCUAACCCUCGGAGACCCCCUAAGCCCCGUUCCUCCGCAGACCCAGGCCCUCCGGAAGGGGUGAGUGGGGAGGGGCUUUCCUGAGCCUGGAGCUGGGCUUUGGGGCAGCCUGCGACCCUCCCCGCUUGUGUCCCUUCUCCUGUGAUCUCUGUGUUUUCCCUUUUCUUUCUGGGGCCAGGAAGUCAGGGUCAACUCCCAGGCCUCAGAUGCAGGGGCCCAGAACACCUGCUCUCACCUGAGCCCCAGGUGAAGGGGCCCGGGAACACCUGCUCUCACCUGAGCCCCAGGUGAAGGGGCCCGGGAACACCUGCUCUCACCUGAACCCCAGGUGAAGGGGCCCGGAACACCUGCUCUCACCUGAGCCCCAGGUGAAGGGGCCCGGAACACCUGCUCUCACCUGAGCCCCAGGUGAAGGGGCCCGGGAACACCUGCUCUCACCUGAGCCCCAGGUGAAGGGGCCCGGGAACACCUGCUCUCACCUGAACCCCAGGUGAAGGGGCCCAGAACACCUGCUCUCACCUGAGCCCCAGGUGAAGGGGCCCGGAACACCUGCUCUCACCUGAGCCCCAGGUGAAGGGGCCCGGGAACACCUGCUCUCACCUGAGCCCCUGGUGAAGGGGCCCGGAACACUUGCUCUCACCUGAGCCCCAGGUGAAGGGGCCCGGAACACCUGCUCUCACCUGAGCCCCCGGUGAAGGGGCCCGGAACACUUGCUCUCACCUGAGCCCCAGGUGAAGGGGCCCGGAACACCUCCUCUCACCUGAGCCCCAGGUGAAGGGGCCCGGAACACCUCCUGUCACCUGAGCCCCAGGUGAAGGGGCCCGGGAACACCUCUCACCUGAACCCGGGGGUCCCAUCCCAGGAAGAAGGGCCAUCUCAGGACAUGAGUCCUCAGGGGCCCUGCACAUUCAAUCUGAAGGUGACCCUGGCCUGGCUGAAGCUGGAAGAGCUGUGGGGACUCAGCCUGUAAACAGAGCGUAAGGUUCACAUGCUGGUUGCUUAAUCCGUUUCUGGAGGAAGAGUAUGACACCCACUUGUGAUGGGGUCCUUGUGCGGUGGGGACCGGGGCCGGCGGGCUCCAGGCCAGCACACCUAACCCAUGGAUGUGGAACCUACGGCCGAGAAGGAAUGUUGCAUGAGUCGGAUCCCAGUCCAUUGUCAGUGGAGGGUGAGGGUGACCCCAUCUGCUAUUUUUGUGCUCAUCCUCAUACAACCAUUUGGGGAUGUGCCUAUUAGGGCUCCGUAAGAACUCAGAUGCCUGGGAAGCCCAGCCCCUCAGGUGCCCCCACACACAGCCUUCCCUUGACGCCUACAUUUCUAGGCACAUGUGAGGCAUCUUUCCUGGAGCCCCGAGCCAGCCCUGUCCCUCCCCAGUGCAGCAUGGCACUCAGGAGAUACAGGCUGGACAUGGGGCAGUCGUUCUGGGGAGGCCUGGCCUAGCAGCCACCCACCUGAGCCCUCCCGGCCAGGCUUCGUGCUGGGGUGGGCCAUGUGCCAGGACAGGAGGGUCCCGGCGGAAAGCCAGCCCCGGACUCAUCGUGACAUUGAGAUCCCACUGGAGGGUAGGGGUGGUAAUAAACUUCUCCAAACGAUCGUUGUCAUUUUA
Molecule: messenger RNA, 2721 nt
Organism: Homo sapiens (human)
Lineage: Eukaryota; Metazoa; Chordata; Mammalia; Primates; Hominidae
Gene: BOK
Product: BCL2 family apoptosis regulator BOK
Exons: 5
Coding region: 374-1012 (212 amino acids)
Biological process (GO): transmembrane transport; positive regulation of mitochondrial outer membrane permeabilization involved in apoptotic signaling pathway; cellular component disassembly involved in execution phase of apoptosis
Cellular component (GO): endoplasmic reticulum; mitochondrion; nuclear outer membrane
Molecular function (GO): protein-containing complex binding; signaling receptor binding; BH domain binding
Source: RefSeq, a predicted model, not a curated record